This is a messenger RNA of Fopius arisanus, 1026 nucleotides long. Its product is annotated as SUN domain-containing protein 2-like. The transcript is spliced from 7 exons. The record is from RefSeq and is a predicted model, not a curated record. The coding region runs from base 85 to 813 and encodes 242 amino acids. Lineage: Eukaryota; Metazoa; Arthropoda; Insecta; Hymenoptera; Braconidae. Gene Ontology annotation, molecular function: protein-membrane adaptor activity. Gene Ontology annotation, cellular component: meiotic nuclear membrane microtubule tethering complex; nuclear envelope.
GUCUCCUCGUAUUCCGCCAGUGAUUCCUUCAAUAUCAUAAAAACCGACUUGAAAAACCUCCGAGGUCACUUGGACACACUCACGAUGGAAGUUAAAAAUGUCAUUGAGCUGAGGGACGAGCUCCAGAAUAGAAUUAGAGAAAUUAGCAGUGUUAUGCCAAAAAUGUCAGAAGCUAUUUCGAAACUCCGUAACGAAGUGUCGGAAGAUUUUGGGGCAGAGACCAGUGAAAAGUUCAAGGAUGUCGUCAGGAGAGAGAUACAGACUUAUGACGCUGAUAAGACUGGUCGCACUGAUUAUGCUCUCGAAGCAGCUGGAGGAUCAAUCGUCUCAACGAGGAACACAGAGCCGUAUUCAACGGGGGCCUCAGUCCUCUCCCUCUUCGGGAUGCCCCUCUGUCACAAUCGAAAUACCCCACGAACCGUCAUACAGACAGGAGCUCUUCCUGGUGAGUGUUGGGCGUUCAAGGGCAGCACUGGAUCAGUGGUUAUCGAACUUCUGGGGAGUGUCUAUAUUUCCGGUAUCACACUUGAACACAUUUCACCCUCGAUUUCACCCACUGGCGAGACAUCCACUGCACCCCGAGAUUUUUCCCUCUGGGGCCUGAAACACAAAGAAGACACCGAAGGCAUUCUCUUCGGUGAAUUUACCUAUGAUAAUUGCAAUUCACCGGUGCAAUAUUUCAAAGUGGAAAACCCAGCGAAGGACCCUUACGAAGUAGUCGAAGUGAAAAUUCACUCGAACAGUGGCAGCCCGGACUACACCUGCAUCUACCGCAUCCGAGUGCACGGUACUCUAAACAGACUCAAUGAAUGAGCAAAAUUAAUGAGAUGAGAGUGUGAAUAAUUAAUCAUAUUUAACGGGUAAUUUCAUCACUCAAUUUAUUACUCACGUACAUUGUUUGCCCCUUUAACAUCCAAUAUUUCGUCUCUAGAUUUUUUAAACAUUUUUUUAUUGCAUACGCUAUACACUAGGACGCUGUUCCCGUUAAUUUAUUAAUCUCGAUCUCUCCCUCUCAUUCACCCGGCA